CGCUUUCUUAGUUUACGUCCUGAUUUUUCUUCAGCAUGUUUAGGGUGUCACUCUUUUCACGGAUAAUUGUCUGUCUAGACAACACUGGUGCCAAUUUGCGAUUAUUACAAUAUCGCAUGCCCAUACCAGAACAGCUCCAAUGUUGCUCCUGGUCAUCUAUUCGCUGCUGCUUCAUGGGCAUGUCCAAGCGCUACUUGACUUAAACGGCCAUAUCUUCCUGACCGUGUCCUCCCUGAGCAAACCUGCUCAUCGCCUGUUGGAAAUCAACUGGUUCGGAAUCCCCAGCGAAGUGAGACGUGCCGCAAUCGUCGAACUGUACAGACGCGAUAACCCUGGAUCACUAUGGACUCGCCUUGAGUCCUUCAAAUUAAUGACAGAAAGUGGGACUAUGAGGACAAAUUGGAGCUUCCCAUUGACCCGCUUCACGCUUGACAACAUAAACGCCUCCAAAGAAUGCAUAAAAUACAAAGUGUCCCUCGUCAGACAACACAUGCUGGACAGCGAUGAAAUAACUUGGUCGUGCAUUAAGGUUGAAGAAUGUCAACGGGCGUGGCAGAACCUCAGAGACCGCUAUGCCCGGGAGCUACGGGCCACCAAGCAACCCAGCGGGUCCGGCCGAUCUAACAGGCCAGAAUGGCCGUUCAUGAAGCCUUUGAGCUUUUUGUCACCCUUCAUUAGGACACGGACAGUGUUGUCAAGAAAAACGCAGGGCACCAUUCCCCAUCAGCCUCCAACGAACUGCGCCAGCUCCCUGCCAACCCCUCCAAGAGUACUGCCUGACAUACACAGUGACAUAAUUGAGGAGCACAGUAUAAAUGACACGUUAGUACAAACAGGGCCACAAGGAAAGUUUGGGGUCACAGUUCACACCCUCGGCUACCUUCGAGGUUCUACAAGAACAGGAAUCCCGGGGAGAAACUCCAACGGUGGGUUGUGCGAGGCCUCCAAAGAGAAGGAGACCUGA
Ornithodoros turicata is the source of this 964-nucleotide messenger RNA. RefSeq lists its product as uncharacterized. Bases 140 to 964 code for a protein of 274 amino acids. Lineage: Eukaryota; Metazoa; Arthropoda; Arachnida; Ixodida; Argasidae. The record is from RefSeq and is a predicted model, not a curated record. The transcript has 6 exons.